Batrachochytrium dendrobatidis JAM81 is the source of this 1419-nucleotide messenger RNA. Its product is annotated as Hsp90 cochaperone SHQ1. Gene Ontology annotation, cellular component: cytoplasm; nucleoplasm. Gene Ontology annotation, biological process: box H/ACA snoRNP assembly. NCBI's taxonomy places the organism in Eukaryota, Fungi, Chytridiomycota, Chytridiomycetes, Rhizophydiales. Bases 1 to 1419 code for a protein of 472 amino acids. The transcript has 8 exons. The record is from RefSeq and is a predicted model, not a curated record.
AUGCUUACUCCGAGGUUUACUGUUACGCAGACCAAUGACUUUGUCGAAUUGGUUUUGCAGUGUCCUUUUAUAAAGGCACAAGAAGUCGAGAUUGAUAUUGAUGGCUCAGAGUUCAAGUUUUUUGCUCAUCCGUAUUAUCUAAGAUUGUCAAUGCCUGGACGUUUGGUUGAAGAUGGCAGGGAGCAAUCCAAAUACGAUAUUGACAAAGGAACAGUACUUCUCAAGAUUCCAAAAGAACAGCCAGGCGUUUAUUUCGAGGAUUUGGAUAUGCUUACAAAACUUAUGGGAAUUAAACCAGAAAGCGAAAGAUUGGCACAUCCAUUGAUGUCUAAUUUGGUACAAAAAAACAGUCCCAGUAUUCAAACGAUAAAUCCCGUGUCAUGUGCAAAAGCUCCUUAUAUCCAAGAGCAAGAUGUCAAAGAUGAUGAAAUCGAAAUCGAUUGGAGCUAUCCACAGCAACUGCCCGAACCAAUGGUGAGUCAUAACACGAAUAUAGGCCCAUAUGGCUUCAAUAAUCAGUAUAGUGGAUUUGCCGCAAAUAUUGAGAAUGUUGCCAACGAAAUUUUAGAUGUUGUUGACUUGGAUCAUUCAACACCUGAGUCAAGGAGAAAGAACAGAAUUGAUUCCGAAAAUGCCAAAUUUGACGAAGAUUAUUACAUAUCCGAGUUUUUGAGUCGAGACGAGUUUGUACAUCUAAUCAAAUAUCGACCUGCUUCAUGGAAAGUUCUUAAAGAGAUUCAGCAGAGUGGGGAUAAGGAAUCAUCAGGCACAAGCGUGCCGACUGUCAAAACUCACGCUUUUUUAGAAUUCACUGAGCUAGAGCAGAGCCAAUUACGCAAUCUUUCAAAUCGUCAAUAUUUAAUUGACUCUGCAAUGGAGCGAUGCAUUUAUCUUGGACUAGUGGAUAUUAUUUUUGGUUAUUGUUUUAAUUUGAGAACGACUGAAGGUGAAGAUACAGUCGAGUCUGCUUGGACAAUUUGCAAACUGAGUGGUACUUUAUCUUGCUUUGAUGCAUUUUUGAGUUUGUCUGAAGUAGUAUCGUGUAGUUUGCGGAGAUCCUUGGCAUUUCCACUUAAUCGUCAUAUAGAUCUUACCAAAAUAGUGUACGAAGAUGUGGUGAUUCUGCUUAAACUGGGACGUAGAGCUAUUUUGAAAGCAUUAUUGCAUAUAAAGCGACUACUAGAGCAUGACGAAGUUGCAUUUGUUUUGGAUCGUGUGUGGAUUACUGAUUAUUGCGUCUGGAUUCAACAGCAAGCAACUGAUGUGCGAUUGAAGUCUCUUGCCUCGGAACUUCAUCGAUUUAAAAUCACGGCUGAAUUAAGUAUGUGGCCUCUCAAGGAGCUUGAGGAACUAGCUAGAGAAGAUUAUCAAAUGCAGAGCCAAGCAGAAGCAAGCGAAACAGUCCAAACCUCAAUUUAA